AUGUUGCUGAGGCUGCUGAAGGAGGGAGCUGACCUGAACACAGUGAUUUCCUCAGGAGGAUCUCUGCUCCAUCUGUGCGCCCGCCAUGACAAUGUGUUCGCAGCAGAGAUUUUGAUAGAAAAAGGACUGAAUGUCAACCUGCAGGAUGAGGACCUCUGGACCGCUCUGCAUGUGGCCUGUGCCUGCGAUCACGCAGAUAUGGUGUUGCUGCUGCUGCUGGCUGGAGUCAACGUGCUCCUGCAGGAUGUGAACGGGAACAUUCCACUCGACUACUCCGCAGAGGGGACGGAAACCAGCUAGAUCCUCAUCAGACACCUGGAGGAGAAUGGAGUGGACAUGAGCUCUAUGCACCAGAUGAAGACCCAGCGCUCAUCCACCAUGUUGUCUGACGUGAGGCAGCUGGUCAGCAGCGGGGGCAGUGUCAAUCAACAGAAUGAUGACGGGGUCACGCUGCUACACAUCGCCAGUGCCAGUGGUUAUAAGGAGGUGGUGUCUGUGCUGCUGGAGAACGGGGCAGACGUCCAGGUGUCUGACAACAACUACUGGACACCCUUACAUCUGGCUGCCAAAUAUGGGCAGAGCCACAUUGUGAGCCAGCUGUUGAAGCACAAAGCAGAUCCUACUCUCCUGAACUGCAACCAGGACAAGCCCUCAGAUUUGGCUGCUACUGAGCAGAUUGCAGAAAUGCUGAUGAGAGCAGAGGAAUUCUGGGUACAGAGACAGACAGACCCCUCGGCUCUGCCUCCACAAUCAGAAGAGCACUGCACAGAGGCCAACCAGGACAGCAGCCUGCCUGUAAAGAAAUUGGCUGCUAUGGCUCUACCCAUCUCUAGGAGGGACAGUUUGUUGGAGAAGGAGGCCAUGUUCAGGGACUCAGGAGGAGCUCUGACACGGCAGCCUUCACUUGAUAACGGGCUGGAUGGAUCCUAUCCCAGUGCUGCAGGAAAACUGGAGCAGGUGAAACUAAUGCCUCCUGCUCCUAAUGAUGACCUGGCAUCCCUCAGUGAGCUCACAGACAGCAGUCUGCUCUACGAGAUGCAGAAGCGGUUUGCUAACGACCAGAUAUAUACCUACAUUGGACACAUUCUUCUCCUUAUUAACCCUUAUAAGGACCUGCCCAUCUACUCUAAUCUCGUCAGUCAGUUGUAUCUGAGCUCCAGUGGUCGUCUAUGUUCCUCUCUCCCGCCUCAUAUCUUCUCUUCAGCUGAGCGAGCUUAUCACAUGAUGCUGCAAGAGCGACGCCCACAGUGUUUCAUCAUCAGUGGAGAGAGUGGUUCUGGGAAGUCUGUGGCCUGUAAGCACAUCCUGAAACACCUGGCUGCUCGCUCAAGUCCCAAAGGCUUCACUUUAGAGCCGCGAAUGAAGCAUACCCACACCAAAUAUUCGUGUCCAGAUGGCACUGCCAAUGUAAAGUGUAUGAGCACAGCGGCUCCCGGUGAAUCUCCUGCAGUAGCUACAGCGUGUACUCAGAGCAGAGAGAAGCUCUCGGCCCUUAAACAGGCUCUGCGUGCCCUCGGCUUCAACAGACUGGAGGUGGAGAAUUUGUUUGUGGUCCUCUCUGCGCUGCUGCACUUGGGAGAUGUGCGCUUCACCGCCCUGACAGACGCUGACACUGCGUUUGUGUCUGACUUACAGCUGCUAGAUAGAGUGGCUGGGAUGUUGCAGGUGAGCUCUGAAGAUCUAGGCUCUGCCCUCACCUCUGAUGUGCAGUGUUUCAAAGGUGAUGUCAUAACAAGGCGCCACACAGUCGAAAUGUCCAACCAUCACAGAGAUCUCCUGGCCAAAGCUCUGUACGGUCGACUCUUCAGCUUCUUGGUCAAUAACAUUAACUUUUACCUCCAAGGCCAUGAAGAAAGCACUGGUGAUCCUGCCCUUGAGAUAAGCAUCCUGGACAUCUUUGGCUUUGAGGAAUUCCAGCGCAAUGGUUAUGAAAAGCUGUGCGUGAACAUGGUGAAUGAACGGAUCAGGCAGUUCACCGCAGACGUGCUCUUCCAGCAGGAGCGACAGGAAUGUCUGCAGGAGGGGGUUGCCAUGGAGACGCUGCGCUCCCUCGGCAACCAGACAGCGGUGCUGGACUUCUUCUUCCAGAAGCCUCAGGGUGUGCUGUGCAUCAUUGAUGAGGAGAGUCAGUCCCUCAGGCCAUGUGAAGUCAAACUUUAUAAGCGACUGCAGAUACAGCUGGAUUCCUCUGGUACAGACGCCGUCUCACUCACGACCAAGGAUGGCAACGGGAACCCCCCACCCAAAGACCAGGGGCCAUCAUUUACUGUCACUCACUAUGCCGGCAAGGUGACCUAUGACCUGACCGGCUCACUGGACAAGAACAAGGAUGUUCUUCCCCAAAACAUCUUGUUUGUUAUGAAAACAAGUGAGAACGUGCUCAUCCAUCAAAUGUUCCAGUGUAAGCUGACUCAGACGGGCUCAUUGGUUCCCCACCACCAGCGACUGAAGCUCCGCGGGCCCAAAGGCACUUUGCUUAACAAGAGCACUACGCUAAAUCCUGCCAGAGACGCCAAGAAAUAUGUGGAAUUGAACAAGCUCCUGAAGAAGAAGGGAGCGGCGUCCUUCCUGCAGAGACUGGAGCGUUGUGGACCGGUCACUGUGGCAGUGCAGCUUAGGAACUCUCUGUGUGAGAUCACCAGUAAGCUGAAAGCGUGUACGCCUCACUUUGUUCAGUGUGUCAGGCCCAACAGUGCUGGGAAGCCUGAUGUGUUUGACAGCUUCCACGUGUCCUCACAACUCCAGUACGUGGGAGUUCUGGAGAUGGUCCGCAUGAUCCGCUAUGGAUACCCAGUCCGCCUGUCUUUCACCAGCUUCCUGAGCAGAUACAGAGAGCUGGUGGACACCAUCCUCACCGAUAGGAAGAAAGCAUCCGCAGAGGAAAAGUGCCGCCACAUUCUGCUGCAUUGCAAACUUCAGGGCUGGCAGAUGGGGAACAGUAAGGUUUUCUUGAGAUACUGGCAGGCUGAUCACCUUAAUGACCGCUGCCAUCAACUGCACAGGAAGAUUAUUAUCUGUCAGAAAGUGGUACGUGGCUGGUUGGCCAGACAGUGUGUGCGUCGCAGGCUCACAUCUCGGCAGCAGGAGCAGUGUACCGUUCAGCGGUUCCUGCAGGGAGCAGAGGACUUGGGUAUGCGUGCCUACGACAGCCUGGUCAUCCAAAACGCAGCCGAUAUUGCACGAGAGAACGACCGCCUCCGGGGUCACAUCAGUGCUCCACCGCUGGGCGAACGACCGGAACCUGUGGGCAAAGAAGAAGACUCGCCCAAGAGGGCUGUUGAAAAAAGUGGGAGGGUUAACGAUAUGGCAGGCCGUGGGGGGAACAGACCACUCCGGCAUUUCCGCUCCAGCUCUGUGCCUCUCCCCCUGGUUAUGGACAGCUUGGUACACUCCAGCAUCGGGACUUCAAUCAAAGCAGCCCUUCAGCCUGCGCCAUACUCCACUGAGGAGGGAAAUGGAGGGAGCCUCUCCUCCCCACGAAAACAACCUCCUCCCAAACCCAAACGAGACCCCAAUACACGUCUGAGUGCAUCGUACGAGGCAGUGAGUGCAGGGCUGAGUAUUGCACCCAAAGACAGCCCUGCUGAGGGUCAAGCCUCUCCAUCUGGAAGCCCACCAACAACCCAGCUCUCUCCUUCUGAUCCUCUCUCUAAACCACGCCCUCACAGUGAUGACUACAGCACCAUGAAGAAGAUCCCACCCCCCAAGCCCAAACGCAGCCCUAAUACCAAACUGACGGGUUCCUAUGAGGAGAUCUCUGUACCUUCCCCCGCACGCCCCACGGACAUGAAACUUGUCAGCCUGGUACGAGGCGGACACUGCUUGGGCCUUAUCCAGCGAGCAGCAUCUGUGGAUGGCCCCCAUUCUUCUGUGCUAAGCCUCUACCCCUGUCAGGACGAGGAGGAUGUAUAUAUCGAGAUGGUGGGGGCCUCACGAGCCCUCAGCCUGGCUGACUCCCACAGUCCAGAACUGGGAGAGGCAGUAUACGAGGAAAUGAAAUACUUCCCACCUGACGAGGUGGGGUCAGCUCCGGUGGCCAAGCCUGAAACUGUCAAUCCCGCUACCACUACCCUACCUGCCCCAGUGCUGGAAGUCAAGAGGCCCGUGACAUUGAUAGAGCACUCUGGCACACUCGGAGGAAAGCAGCAGGGCAAGGAUGGGACAGCAUGUGACAUUCCAGCUCCAUUCCCCAACCUCCUUCCACACCGUCCCCCACUUCUAGUCUUCCCCCCAUCCCCUGUCACCUGCUCUCCGGCCUCGGAUGAGUCCCCCCUCACCCCCCUGGAGGUGAAGAAGCUGCCUGUGUUCGAGACCAACCUCAACUACACCAGCCAGGAUGGGGGCAGCCCACUCUCACCCCAGUACAUCCGUCAAAGAGCUGACUCCUCACCAAGUCUUUCUGUCUUAAUGCCAGACAAGUCCACGCCGCCCUUGACUCCUCCUCCCCCUCCGGUAGCACUUCCACCUCCUUACCGCCCCCCGUCCCACUUCCCCUUUCCCCCUGAACCAAACUUAUUGGCCCUGACACGUGCAGUUUCUGUAGUUACCACCGAUUCCCCCAAAGUCUCCCAUAAAAUAGGGCACGGUCUGGCAGAGACACCCCUAAUCAAUUCCAAGCCUCCCUUCUCCCCAGUAAAGACCUCACGGCCGGAGCCCCGUAGAGCUCAUUCCUGCUCCUCCUCACCUCUGCUCUUCAAUCCUGCCAAUGGGAGACCCCUCACCAGCCCUCUGGACGAGCUCAACACCCUUUUCAGCUCAGGGCGCAGCCUGCUCCGCAAGUCCACCACUGGAAGAAAGAUUCGUGACAGCGGACUCUCAAAUUCCAACAUUAACCUGCCAGGUCAAGAGGAUCAAGGCCCCAUCUCUCCAUCAGCACAGUUACAGGACAAAAAUGCCAACAACCACACCUCACCCAACUCGUCAAACCCAGCACCCGUUGAGAACGGCAACCAGAUCUCCAAUGGGACGUUGGAAGACAAGGGACAUCCAAAGUCAAAUGCGUCCAGCAGCUCUGCGUUACACAGGCACAUGGACAGCCACCACACUCAGAGGGGUCACCUCAACUUCUCGCCCUUCGGUGCAGGGGCGGCGCUGUAGGCUGGGGGGCUGAAUGAGCCCUCAGGCCUGUGUAGGGAUGGGGUGCUCCAGAGGUCACGCGUAUGUGGGGAUCAGCGGGCCACUCUGCAGGAAUUAUUGCGCUGGCGGAGGAGUGUUUGUGAUGGUCGACCAGACUGGCAGAACGCUUGGCUCCACACAAAUACCUCACCCACCCUAACAGUGAAGACCAAGAGUCCCAGAAAGAAAUCAUUGCCCUAGAGAUUGUGGUCUUCCUGAGUUAAACCUCAGUUAAACCCCACUCCUUAGGCCCGAUGGCACUUAUUAUUUUUUGCCUUUCACAUAGGGGUGGAGUCCUCUAAACAGAGCCAGACUCUGGACUCAGGAGAGUAGGGCAUCCCAGUUUGUUCUUGUUUCUUUCUUCACUUCUUUGAAUGAAAGGUUCCUUGGAAAAUUGUUCCACGCCAUCUCUCCAACUAAUGGCAAACUGGGACCAAAUAACAUAAACCCCCCAAAGACUACCAAGCCCAACUUUGAAAACAUAAAGUCAUCUUUGGGCAGACAAAAGGGGGCAUGGCUAUUUUGAAUCCCAUUUGCAGUGUCCCAAACAUCACGCCAUUUGGAAGAUCUCAUCACGUCGCUUUGAUCGCAACUCAUCAACGCUAUCUGAGGGCUGUGCAAACAUCUCAACUGUGUGCUAUAGUCUACAUUGUGGGCCAUAUUUUAGUUUUAAACCCUGGUGCUGGUCGCUCCACAUGUGGUUGUUGUUGACUGGGUUGGGUAAAAAGUGCCAGUUCUGUCCCAACUCAAACACUCGAGACACAUGGAUGCGACAGACCUUAAAGUUUACAAGACUUUGUAUUGACCUCCUAGGUCUAGCUUUGUGAACAAAGUCCUCCUUCAGGUUCAGAGAAGCAGCUACACCUCAUGCUUUUUCAGGUGCAUUGGUUACCCUCCAUCAGAGGUGGCAACCAUCACACACAGGUUACGAAGAGGUCAGGGUUCAGGGAAAUCACCAGUAACAUCACAGGUCCACAGCAUUUCCACCAGCUUCUGCACUACAUACAUUGUUCACCCUAGGCCAAUGAGUAUGUCUUAUGAAACCAAAAGGUUCUCUUGACAAACUUGAAGACACCUGGUUUAUAUCAAAUGGUUAAAGAGCACAAUUUUCCAAAUACACCUUUAGAGGGAACAAUCAUUACUAGGGAUGGGUAUUACUGCCGAUGUGACUCUGACAGCUCCCGUAACCGUUUUUGGACUUUUCCUCAAAGGUGCUUAUGUACGAAUGCUGGGUUGUAUGGAAACAUGUCAGUACCUUAGUAGACGACUUGUACAAACAGCACAUGACCUUUGGUCUCCCUGAAGUUUCAAACUAUUCAUCUCUCUAGUCGUUCCUAAUUUGUGAAGGUGCACAGAUGCCUCCAAACAAAGGCCUCGAGGCAUUUGGUUUAUCCAUACAAGUGUGCACAUGCAGAUUUAUUACCCGAAAGACCUUGGGUAAAUAUUUUUAGACCUUGAACACUGGGUUUGCAGCAGGAGACCCACCAUAAGCACAGCCGUGUACGUGAAGUGCAGGCGCUUUUCUGAGAAUAAGCAGAGCUUGACCUUCUGGUUCUGGUUGAAUUCAGUAUGACUGAAUAGAUGGAUUAUGUACAGACUGUGACUGUUUAUUGGCAAAUUAUUGUCUUUAUAAUGGAAAGUUAUUCCUGAGUGUUCAAGGAUGCAAUGACAGAAGGACUAAGGUGGUGGGUUUUAUAGUGUGAAUAUCGUUUUAGUACAGAAUGAUUGUUUAUUCAUGGAGAACUCUUUAGCCGUUGUCCAUCCCCACAGGACUUCGGCCAGUCUUCGAAAUGUAUAAAGAUAUUUAAUGUAUUGUACAGAACAUUUGUGUUUGUGCAAGUAUGUUUAAGUGGCACUUUGCCGCUGUGUUUCAUUUAGGCUUCAUUGAGAACGUCACUUCAUGCCUGUGUGCUUAUCCUGAAGGUGGCGUCCUGAAAAAGUUCCCCAAAUGUUACACCUU
Messenger RNA from Sinocyclocheilus rhinocerous, 7075 nucleotides. RefSeq names its product unconventional myosin-XVI-like. Gene Ontology annotation, cellular component: nucleoplasm; myosin complex; perinuclear region of cytoplasm. Gene Ontology annotation, molecular function: protein phosphatase binding; cytoskeletal motor activity; actin filament binding. NCBI's taxonomy places the organism in Eukaryota, Metazoa, Chordata, Actinopteri, Cypriniformes, Cyprinidae. The transcript has 34 exons. The record is from RefSeq and is a predicted model, not a curated record. Gene Ontology annotation, biological process: phosphatidylinositol 3-kinase/protein kinase B signal transduction; neuron projection morphogenesis; negative regulation of G1/S transition of mitotic cell cycle.